AUGAUGCUCAGCGGAUUCCUCGUUUUAUUUUCUCUAACCAACCUUGCUCUAUCCCUUCCAACGCAAGGCAUAAAGCCAGUGGCCCGAACCGUCUCCCAGGCUGCCGAGAACAUGGCAAGUGAUGCCAACGCAGUAUCUGACGCUCUCAACAAACUACCAACUCUAUCCACGCGAGAAGAUAUCCAAUCCGUUUCACAGGUAGCCAUCGACGCCGAAUCUGACGAGGAUACUCAUCGCACCAUUUUGGCCACGGCUGCCAGCUGCAAUGGCAGAGAAUCCAAUGAAAAGCUUCUUACCUACGGUCCGACAGUCCUACGAGAACUAAAGGCAAUGAACUCGGCUGGAACGCCCGAGGCCGUUAAACAGAGCAUACCUGUGAUUCAAAAUGUCAGAAACCCAAAUGUUCUUCCAAGUAUUACUCAAUUGUCCAACGCCGCCCUGGAAAACUCAGGUCUCCCCCCGACUCAAAAAGAUUUCCCGCCUACCGGAGUUGCCGCUUAA
Blumeria graminis f. sp. triticale is the source of this 501-nucleotide messenger RNA. Lineage: Eukaryota; Fungi; Ascomycota; Leotiomycetes; Helotiales; Erysiphaceae. The record is from the annotation of a GenBank genome assembly.